AAACACAUCUAGCUAACCAGGUCACCAGUGCCCAUUGUGAUGGACAACCUUCAGAGGCUGGAGUGCCACUUCACCUGGGAUCUGGGGAAAUUUCGAAAUGAGCUCCAGGGGAUGAGGAGGACCAUGCAAGAUGUGGACCAGGAAAGAUGCACUUGGCUGGUUCACUAUAACAACCUGCUGGGCUACAUCCAACAGACUCUCGGCUCCAACACAGAGGCGCUGAUGUACCUGCAGAAAGCAGAAAGUUUGAUGCAGGAGCAGGGAACAGAAGAAACUGGAGCCCGGCUGCAGGUCAACAAAGCUAACCUGGCUUGGGUCUACUUCCAUAUAGGAGACAUGGAUAAGAGCAAAGGAUACCUAGAAGAGGUGAAAAGGCUUCAGCAAAUGCAUCCUGCUCCACCUGGAUGUGCUUUACACCCUGAAGUCAGUGGAGAAAAGGGCUGGACACUGGUGAAGUUCAACAAGUCCAAGAAGUGUCAGGCGAUUGAUUAUUUUAAGAUGGCUUUAAAAGCAGAGCCAGAAAGGAAGGAAUGGCACAAAGGCCUUGCCGUAGCCAUGAGCAGAGCAUAUUUAAAGUCUGAAUUCACUCCGGAGCUGGAUUCUGAAAUACUACAGCAGGUGAAAACCGCAGCAGAGAUGGACCCAAAUGAUUUGUUCCUUCAAUCCCUCUAUAUACUAAAAAAGUCUGAAGUGAAGACAGAAAAAAAUGAUGAGGAGAUGCAAAGUUUAGUAGAGAGAUCAAUUAAUACAGGAAAAUUGGAGGGUUUAGGUUAUAUUCUUGAAUGUUUUAGGAGCAUUUCCAUUGAGAGAGCGAUUCAAGAGGGACAAAAGGUUCGGGAAAAGUUCCCCACUUCCACUAAAGUUCUGAGAAUCCUGUCAAAUUUAUACAGAGGGAAAGUGUUCGGUAUGAAGAAAGACAGCCAGGAAAGGCAGAAGUUGAUUGAAACAUGCAUUGAGCUGUUUGAGAAGGUUGUCAAAGAAUAUCCAGACUGUGUCAGAGGACGGUUAACUUAUGCAACACUUUACCAUUAUGCAAACAACCCUGUGAGAGCGAAUAAGAUUUACCAGCAGCUCCUGUCUGAGAAAGAUGAUCUCCCUCCUCAUACACAACAGUUACUGUACUAUAGUUAUGCGUGCCAUCUACAUCACACUCAACAGUCCAGAGACAAAUCAAUCGACUUUCUCAUGAAAGCAACAGAAAUCCAAAACAAAUCCGAAGAUAAACAGAAAAGCAUAAUGAUUCUUGAACAAACUGUGAAGAAUGACAGAAACACUCGCUGUAAAGAGAUUUCACAAUUUCUAAAGAGAGUUCUUAAAGAUGAGUAAAUAUGCUACAUGAAUGAACAAGUGUGAAGGUGCAGUCACAUUCAUGGUAAUUUUCAUAGGUAACAUGAACUAAAAUCUAACAGCUGAAUAUUCAUUGUAAAAUAACAUUAACAAAGAUUAAUAAACACUCUAAGAUGUAUUGCUCAUUGUUACCAAAGUAUUUCCAAUUUUUUAAUAAUGUCACCAUCACCUGCUGGAGUGCCGUGGUUGUCUGCUUCAUUCCUCAUGAUCCUUUUUUGUUUGUGUCUGACCUUUGCCUGCGUUUUUGACUUUGUUUGUGGA
This is a messenger RNA of Labeo rohita (rohu), 1608 nucleotides long. Its product is annotated as interferon-induced protein with tetratricopeptide repeats 1B-like. The record is from RefSeq and is a predicted model, not a curated record. Bases 40 to 1326 code for a protein of 428 amino acids. Gene Ontology annotation, cellular component: cytosol. Lineage: Eukaryota; Metazoa; Chordata; Actinopteri; Cypriniformes; Cyprinidae. The transcript is spliced from 2 exons. Gene Ontology annotation, molecular function: protein binding. Gene Ontology annotation, biological process: defense response to virus.